AUGUGCUGCGUGGUCCCCGCCGCUUUCCAGGAGCUGCGGCUGGAGGGCUUUGUCCAGGGAUCUGAAACCACUUUGCAGUCGACAUAUACAGACACCAGCGCUCAGCCCACCUGCGAUUAUGGAUAUGGAACUUGGAACUCUGGGGCAAACAGAGGUUAUGAGAACUAUGGUUAUGGCUAUGGCUAUGGCCAGGAGAACACCAACAACUAUGGGUAUGGUAUGGCCACUUCAAAUUCAUGGGAAAUGCCUACCUCUGACGCAAAUGCAAACCCUAAUGCCUCAGGUAGCACCAGUGCCGAUUCCGUUUUAUCCAAAAUUAACCAGCGCUUAGACAUGGUGUCACACAUGGAGACAGACAUGAUGCAAGGAGGCAUGUAUGGCUCAGGAGGAGAAAGGUAUGACUCCUAUGAGGCCUGCGACUCAAGGGCCAUGCUGAGCGAGCGCGACCUGUACCGGUCAGGCUAUGACUACGGCGAGCUUGACCCUGAAAUGGAGAUGGCCUAUGAGGGCCAGUAUGACACCUACCGUGACCAGUUCCGCAUGCGCGGUGGUGAUACCUUUGGUCCUCGGGCACAGGGCUGGGCCCGUGAUGCCCGUGGUGGCCGCCCAGUGGCCUCAGGCUACGGGCGCAUGUGGGAAGAACCCAUGGGAGCCCGGGGCCAGUGUUUGCCAGGAGCCCCCCGGCUGCCCUCCCUCUUCUCUCAGAACAUUCUCCCCGAGUACGGCAUGUUCCAGGGCGCACGCGGUGGGGGUGCCUUCCCGGGUGGCUCCUUCCCAGGCAGCUCCUUCCCGGGCGGCUCUCGCUUUGGCUUUGGCUUUGGCAACGGCAUGAAGCAGAUGCGGCGCACCUGGAAGACCUGGACCCCUGCUGACUUCCGGACCAAGAAGAAGAAGAGGAAGCAGCUAGGCAGCCCCGAUGAGCCUGAUAGCAAGGCAUCCAGGACGGACGGCUCAGACAACAGUGACUCUGACAAUGAUGAGGGCACUGAGGGAGAGACAACUGAGACUGCCGACGGCUCCGAGGCCGUGGAGAAGAGCUCCAGGGUGGAAGGAGAAGAUGAGGAAGGCAAAGAGGAUGGGAAGGAAGAUAGCAAAGAGGAUUCAGGUGAGUCUGGGGCCCUGACUGGCCAGGAUGAGAAUGGUCAGGCCAAGCGCAAGCUGCAAGCAGGCAAGAAGAGCCAGGACAAGCAGAAGAAACGACAGCGAGACCGCAUGUUGGAAAGGAUCCAGUUUGUUUGUUCUCUCUGCAAAUACCGUACCAUUUAUGAAGAUGAGAUGGCCAACCAUCUGGACAGCAAGUUCCACAAGGAACAUUUCAAGUUUGUUGGCACCAAGCUUCCAAAACAGACGGCUGACUUCUUGCAGGAGUAUGUCACCAACAAGACCAAGAAGACAGAGGAGCUUCGGAAAACUAUAGAAGACCUUAAUGGUCUGAUCCAGCAGUUCUACAGAGACCAGGAUCUGACCCAAGAAAUUGCUAUGGAACAUUUUGUAAAGAAGGUGGAGGCAGCUCACUGUGCGGCCUGUGAUCUCUUUAUCCCCAUGCAAUUUGGGAUCAUCCAGAAGCACCUCAAGACCAUGGAUCAUAACCGGAACCGUAGGCUCAUGAUGGAGCAGUCCAAGAAGUCCUCGCUCAUGGUGGCCCGGAACAUCCUCAACAACAAGCUCAUCGGCAAGAAGCUGGAGCGCUACCUGAAGGGUGAGAACCCCUUCACGGACAGCCCAGAGGAGGACAAGGAGCCCGAGGAAGGCGAAGCGGGCGCCCCCGAUGAGGGGACACCGGGAGAGGCCGCUGCCUCCGAGGGGACCCCACAGCCGCCGCCCCCUCCAGAGCCCGAGGCCGUGGCGCCACCACCCCCGCCGCCCCCGGAGGAGGAGGAGGACGCCGUGCCGCUGCUGGGCGGGGCACUGCAGCGCCAGAUCCGCGGGAUCCCGGGCCUGGACGUGGAGGCGGACGACGAAGAGGAGGGGGGCGGGAGCGGCCCGUGA
This is a messenger RNA of Elephantulus edwardii (Cape elephant shrew), 1989 nucleotides long. It is a transcript of the gene AKAP8L, whose product is annotated as A kinase (PRKA) anchor protein 8-like. Gene Ontology annotation, cellular component: nucleus; nuclear matrix. Gene Ontology annotation, molecular function: DNA binding; protein kinase A regulatory subunit binding. The record is from RefSeq and is a predicted model, not a curated record. NCBI's taxonomy places the organism in Eukaryota, Metazoa, Chordata, Mammalia, Macroscelidea, Macroscelididae. The transcript has 14 exons. Bases 1 to 1989 code for a protein of 662 amino acids.